AUGCAGCCGCCCUCGUCAUGGCGUAUCUACGUCGGCGAUGACAUCGGCGCUAGCGGCACUGGUGCUGCUGGGGACAAGGGCAACGGUCAUGCAGCAGCAAACAUGGAGGAGGAUACAGCGCGCUUGCUUGACUCGGCAUUUGUGCGGCGCGCCCGCUACAUUCUGCAGACCCUCCCAGCGAAGAUUCGCCAGCAACCGUCUGCCGCGCCGUCACCUGUGCUGCGCUGGCUGCUGCUGCACGAAGCAGGGGAAGGACAGAGCAAGGUGCAGACAGGCACGACGCCCGCUGUGACUGAUCGGCCCAGCACCACUCCCACGCCUGCCCCAUCGUCUGCCGUUGCUGGUAUGUCAGCAGGGGUUUCGACAGCAGCAGCCACCUCAGCGCUAGCGCGUCGAGGUGUCGGACCAAAGGACCCGCUGCUUCAGCGCCUGCUGAAGCAGCAGCAAAAGGCGGCUUUGUCUGCCUCCGCACCAACGUCCGCCACGCCCACCUCAACCGUCACCAGUGGCGGCACGAGCACGCACAUGCCCUGUGCGUCUCACUGGACACAGCGCCCGUUCUCUGCCAUGACGUCUACCAGUUGGAAGGUAUUCCGGCAACAGCUGGGCAUCACCGUCGAGCUGGUAGCGCCGACGCAGCUGCCCACUGAGACCAGCGGCUCCAGCGCAGCGCAGCUGGGAAGCUUCGUCAAGACGUUGUCUCCAGCCGACACGCUACCGGCGAUCCGCUGCUGGGAGGAAGCCCAGCUACCGCUGUCACUUGGCCGGUGCGUCACGCACGCGUACGCGCUGCCGACGGCGGUGCAAGCGCAGUGCGUGCCGGUCGCGCUUCUCCCGCGGUUGGCGCCGUCGGCCACGAGCGCGAACAGCGGCGGUGUAGCUGGCGCGGCUACGGCAGCAGUGCUUGGCAUGGACAUCCUCGCAGUAGCGGAGACCGGUAGUGGCAAGACUGCCGCGUACCUCGUGCCGCUGCUAUACCACGUGCUGUGCCGGGCACCAAAGCUACUGGGCUACCCCGACCGCAUCUCACUGGGGCCGCUGAGCUUGGUGAUUGUACCGACGCGCGAACUGGCUGAGCAGGUGACGGCGUCGCUUCUGCAGUUGUGUGGUCAGGCACCAGCUGCCUCAAGUUGCAGCAGCAGCGGGGGUCAAGUCUCGCAGGACACUAUCCGAGUUUGGGAGACGCAUGAGGUCGAUGUGAACAGCACUAGUGGCCACGAUGGUACGUCCUCUGUGGCCGCGGCGUUGGCGGUGCGAAAUUAUCUGAGCGAGCUGCGCGUCGUCAAGGUUAUUGGUGGCGAGAGUCGCGAUGCGCAGUACGCCGCCCUCGCCCGCGGCGCGCACUGCGUCAUUGGCACGGUGGGCCAACUGCACGUACUUCUCGAGGACCGCUUGCUCUCGCUCGGAAACGCGCAGUUCGUCGUGAUGGACGAAGCGGAUCGGAUAAUCCAUGAGCAGCAGGAGGAGCGACUCACUGCCGUGCUGGAGCGGUGCCCGCAGCCGCGGCAGACAGUCAUGUUCACGGCGACGCUGAGUACGGCAUGCGCGGCAGUGGCGAAGCGGUACCUCAGCAAGACCGGCUACUACCUGGUGCGGACACCGUAUCGGUGCACCUCGAUCCGUCAAUCCUUCGAGCUGGUCUCUGACACCGGCGCCCCGCCUACGGGCGCUGCCCCGGAAGCGGUAGAAGGACGGCAACAACGACACCCGAAAAGGGGCGAACCGCAGCCGCAGCAGCGGCAGCGUCGCCUGCACCCCCUCAUACACGCGCAGAAGUUUGCGCGACUGGUGACGUGGCUCGUCUACGCCACAGCCCCCAUCAUCGUCUUCGCCAACGAGAAGUCGACGUGUGACGCGCUAUGGGAAGAGCUGCGUGCCGAGGCGGAGUAUCUGGACGCACAGCAGGAAUACUACACAAUCAAGGACAUGGUCGGGGCGCCGCCCGAGGGCUUGACAUUCCGCGAAGACAUCGCAGGUGGUCAAGGAGCGAUGCCAUUCACCUUGUCGAAUAUGGCUGCACGGCACACGCCGACGUUGGCGAACCUCACCUCCGUUGCCGUCGUACACUCAGAGCUCUCGCAGGCUGAACGGCGCUCUCUCGUGGCGCAGUUUCAGCGGCGUCAACGGCACGUUCUCCUCACAACAGACCUCCUCGCUCGUGGCCUUGACGUGGCGGGGGUGACGCUUGUGGUCAACUACGAUGUGCCGUGGGCCGCCACUGCCUCGUCGAGCGACGCGGUGGCGCUGUACAUCCACCGCAUCGGCCGCACCGGCCGCGCCGGCGCCACCGGCGUCGCCGUCACUUUCGUCACUUUGCCUGCCGCGAUGGUGCAGCGGGCGGAGGUGAUAGCGAGGGAGGAGACGGAGGUGACGGCGACGCCAAAACAGUCCCAUGGCCCCGUAAAGGCGCACCGAGCGGCACUUCGCACCGACGGCGAUGAGGAGGACGACCUCGCCGCCCUCUGUGAGCUCUUUGACAGUGACACACGCAAUGUCUGGAUGGCAGGGGCGGCAGCUUCAUCGUCCACUGCGGCAGAUAAUGCCCGUGGACGCCGACGCCGCAGUGACGAAGACAGCGACGACGCGGAGGCGUACAACAGCGACAGCGACGACGACCAAAACAGCAGCAGCGCGGACGCUACGAACUAUGCAAGCGGAAACGCGAAUCACAACAGCAAUGGCACGCGAAAGCCGCCAAGGAAGCGACACAAGCGCUCGGACGCCACCUUCGCCAGCGACGCCGCCGUGCUGCGGCCUCUCUGGUCCUUCCUCAUCGAGUGCGCCGAGGGUGAGGGCUGCCGCGAUGGUGCGGCGGCGCUGCAGCGCGGCACGUACGCGAAGAUCAGUGUUCCACCAGCGUUGGGGUGCAUCAUGGUGCAGCUCUCUGCCAGCUCUCAGUACGGCCGCAUUACCUUGUAG
This is a messenger RNA of Leishmania braziliensis MHOM/BR/75/M2904, 2919 nucleotides long. RefSeq names its product ATP-dependent RNA Helicase. Bases 1 to 2919 code for a protein of 972 amino acids. Gene Ontology annotation, molecular function: nucleic acid binding; ATP binding. The record is from RefSeq and is a predicted model, not a curated record. The transcript has a single exon. NCBI's taxonomy places the organism in Eukaryota, Euglenozoa, Kinetoplastea, Trypanosomatida, Trypanosomatidae.